This is a messenger RNA of Portunus trituberculatus (swimming crab), 2340 nucleotides long. RefSeq names its product flocculation protein FLO11-like. The record is from RefSeq and is a predicted model, not a curated record. Gene Ontology annotation, molecular function: RNA polymerase II cis-regulatory region sequence-specific DNA binding; DNA-binding transcription factor activity, RNA polymerase II-specific. NCBI's taxonomy places the organism in Eukaryota, Metazoa, Arthropoda, Malacostraca, Decapoda, Portunidae. The transcript has 5 exons. Gene Ontology annotation, biological process: regulation of transcription by RNA polymerase II. The coding region runs from base 133 to 1926 and encodes 597 amino acids.
CAACAACAACAACAACAUCAGCAACAACAACAACAACAACAACAACAACAACAACAACAACAACAUCAGCAACAACAACAACAACAACAACAACAACAGGAAGUGCAACAUCAACAGUGUCAGCAACAAAAGAUGAUUGACUCGUUGCCAGCAAAACAAGAGCAAGAUCAUGACGAAUCUCCGGCGCAGCGGAAGCAGCAGCAACAACAGCAGCAACAGCAGCAGCAGCAACAGCAACAACAACAACAACAACAACAACAACAACAACAACAACAACAACAACAACAACAACAACAGCACCAGCGUGAAGCACUACAGGAGCCUCAUGACAUGCAUUAUCACAUCAUCUCAGCAGGACGCCGCUAUGCACAGGAAAGGCUUCCAGGAGGCGCGCGCCCCGGGGCAACGCUGCCUCUCCCCUUGGGCACACAUCCACUGCUCCACGUUGACAAGUUUAAACCCUCACACGGCCACCACUACCAGGUGUGUGGUAGUAGCAGCGGCGGUAGAAAGGCUCGCUCCUCCUACACUGUCCAGCAGUUGCAGAUUCUCAACCGUCGUUUUCUGAGGAGCAUGUACCUGGCGCAGCACGAACGCUCCGAGCUAGCAGCCAUGGUUGGCCUCUCUGAAACCCAGGUAAAGAUCUGGUUCCAAAACCGUCGAUCGAAAUACAAGAAGCACAUCCGGGCUGGCCACCGUCGUUCCCACCACGCCAAGAGCUCUCCCUCUCAGGGUCCCCCGCGCGUGCACCGCAAGUUGAAAUCGUCCUCGCCGCCCGUUGGGAGUUCCGGGAAAGUGUUGAUGCGAGCCGUCCCUUACCCGGUCCCGGCCCCAUCCUCUUACUACGAUUAUCCUCUCCCGAUGACGGCGGCCAUGUACGGCGGCGUGCCAUUUCCGCUGCCGCAAAUCAGUCCGUCAGUCCUGUUGAGCCAAGGCCCCCGUCCAGUACCUCCUGUUACCUCCGUAGAUUCCACGUCGCUGGCUGGUGCCACUUCUGUCGUCACUGCUGCACCUUCUGUUUCUGACCUGACAGCACACCACAGUUCAGGUACAUGUAUGCCCCAUUUAAGUCAGAAAAAUUAUGUCCUGCAAACCUCAAGAAUUAUGCCCAACACUCAGGGCUUUGAUCAUUAUGGUGAGGGAUUGGCAGCACCCACCGCCACUAAAAGUGUGGACUAUGAUUCCUUUGCUGACAAGACAGACAUGAUGAUAAAAGCAGAGUCUUCACCUCACAAUGUACAAGUAGUGGCCGCAGGCCAUCAUCCACUUGACACACAGCUGUCGUUUACUCAGGCUGACAGCCAGGCAAACCAACAACUUGCAGAGCUGAGUAUGAAAAAGCGCAACGAGGUAUGGAUCACCAAUGCAGCUUUAAAUCACUCUUACUUUCCCGAGCUUCCUCAGACCUGGGCAUCGGGUGUGUGUCAGGCUGGCAGCCAAGUAUUGGGUGGUCCUUCGUAUCGGGAGUCGUGUAUUGACGUAAGGGAAAAGCUUGUCCCUAACCUACACAGCAAAGCGUUCCAGUCCGCAUAUAUUCCCUCGGGCACCUUCAUCUACUCAUCACCCCGGGACAAGAUACCAGCAAGUCAAACUUCACCCGUCCUGGACACCCCAACUACCUCCACCAAAUCCAAAAGUAAUCCCACUACCACCACUUCUUUCUCAUCCCCAUCCUCAGUGAGAUCUUCCCCGUGUCCUACUCCCCCAUUCCCUUCCACCACCUCCACGCCCAACACCUCCAACACUCCAGUCUCCACCACUCUUAUUAACCCCUUGACCCUCUUGGCGGAGACCGAGGAAUGUGACACGGACGGUUUCCCCGCCGUGGACGACACUGAUGAGUCUGAGCUUUCCGCCCUCGACUUGGUGAUGCUGAAUGACCAUCAGGCUGCCAAGAUGGAGCGACCAGGGGUUGAUUGGGAAUAGAUUUUGCUGAUUGUAACAUUACGAAAAGAAUAUUUUUUCUUGAUAUAUACAAACAUGGUAUAUACAUAGGAUUAACCAUUCCUUAAAGAUAUUCUUAUCUUUACCGAAAACUUGUGUUUGUUUGUUUAAGUCGCUAUACGUUUGAACAAAUGAAAGCGUGUGUAACUGGAAAUGUGAUCACACACACACACACACACACACACACACACACACACACACACACACACACACACACACACACACACACACACACACACAGUAUCCAUAUAAUAAGUAAUAAUUCUUUUUUUUCUUCUAAUAUGAAAUAAUCAGAUGCAUAUCUUUUGUCAGUAUUUUGUAUGUUCAAAGUCUGUAGUUACAAACUACUAUGUCUGUUGUGAUUAUUAAUUUCAUACAUGUAGAGAAGAUUGUAAG